UACACCUUACACCAUAAGCAAGAACACAGUGACUUCAGUAAUUUUCCUUUCUAUUUUCUUUUUUUUUUAGAUUUUUAAAAAUUAAAUCAAAAUCAACGAUGUACAAGGUAGCAAAAGCAUCACAAUACCUUGUGAUAACCGGAAUCGGAAUCAAAGACAUAAAGCUCGCAAAGAAAGCAUGGAUUCUACCCGGUCAAUCCUACUCCGUCUUCGACCUCUCACCUGUAAAUUACACCUUUGAAGUUCAAGCAAUGAGCGCAGAGAAACUUCCUUUUGUUCUCCCCGCUGUCUUCACUAUCGGUCCUCGUGUGGAUGAUAAGGAAAGCCUUCUCAAAUACGCCAAACUUAUUUCACCGCACGAUAAACUCUCCAAUCAUGUUAAGGAACUCGUUCAAGGAAUCAUCGAAGGCGAGACACGUGUCCUCGCUGCAUCAAUGACCAUGGAAGAGGUUUUCAGAGGAACAAAAGAGUUUAAACAAGAAGUAUUUGGAAAAGUUCAACUCGAACUAAACCAAUUCGGUUUAUUGAUUUACAAUGCUAAUGUUAAACAGUUAGUUGAUGUGCCAGGUCAUGAGUAUUUCUCAUAUUUGGGUCAAAAGACACAAAUGGAAGCAGCGAAUCAAGCAAGGGUUGAUGUAUCAGAAGCUAAGAUGAAAGGUGAGAUUGGUUCGAAAUUGAGGGAAGGACAAACACUACAAAAUGCAGCAAAAAUUGAUGCAGAGACAAAGAUUAUUGCGAUGCAGAGGGCUGGAGAGGGCGACAAGGAGGGAAUUAAAGUGAGGACUGAAGUGAAGGUUUUUGAGAAUCAGAGAGAAGCUGAAGUGGCUGAGGCUAAUUCUGAAUUGGCUAAGAAGAAAGCGGCUUGGACUAAGGCGGCUCAAGUGGCCGAAGUUGAGGCUGCCAAAGCCGUCGCUCUAAGGGAUGCUGAGUUACAAGGUGAAGUUGAGAGGAUGAAUGCUUUGACUACAACUGAGAAGCUUAAAGCUGAGUUCCUUAGCAAAGCUAGUGUUCAAUAUGAAACCAAGGUACAAGAAGCAAACUGGGAGCUGUACAAGAAACAAAAGGAGGCAGAAGCAAUUCUGUAUGAGAAGAAGGCAGAGGCAGAAGCACAGAAAGCAUUAGCAGACGCAACAUUUUAUGCUCGCACGCAAGCAGCUGAAGCAGAGCUAUAUGCAAAGAAAAAGGAGGCAGAGGGAAUUGUGACACUUGGGAAUGCUCAAGGGGUGUAUCUAAGUGCACUUCUCAAUGCACUUGGAAACAACUACACUGCUGUAAGGGAUUUCUUGAUGAUAAAUGGUGGCAUGUUUCAAGAGAUCGCUAAGAUUAAUGCUGAGGCAGUACGCGGACUUGAGCCUAAGAUUAGUAUUUGGACUAAUGGUGGUGAUAAUAGUGGGGGUGAAGGUGCGAUGAAAGAAGUUGCUGGUGUCUACAAGAUGUUGCCACCUUUGUUUAAGACUGUUCAUGAGCAAACGGGAAUGUUACCACCUGCUUGGAUGGGAGUCUUGCCUGACAAAAACUUGAAUUAGGAUGAUGCAACUAUUAUGUUUAUAGAUUAAUUGUGGAAUUUUAUUUGGCGGAUAUAUGUGUGUGAUUCACUAGUCUUUCAGAUUUUCAGGUUAAAAGUCUUGUAUUAUAUGCUUGGUAUUUUAUGGUUUAAUUUACACUUUUACAUGCUUGGUAUUUUAUGAAUGGAAUUUUUUGAAACUAAAA
This is a messenger RNA of Medicago truncatula (barrel medic), 1710 nucleotides long. Its product is annotated as flotillin-like protein 4. Bases 99 to 1526 code for a protein of 475 amino acids. The transcript is spliced from 2 exons. Gene Ontology annotation, cellular component: plasma membrane raft; plasma membrane. NCBI's taxonomy places the organism in Eukaryota, Viridiplantae, Streptophyta, Magnoliopsida, Fabales, Fabaceae. The record is from RefSeq and is a predicted model, not a curated record.